AUGGGUGAAGAUAAUGAAAGAAAGCCUGUCAAUGUGCAUAUCAACAAUAAUGAGUCGAAUAGGUCUUUAAGUAGUAGAAGAUCGAGUACAUUAGCUUCUUUGAAGCUUCCUCUGGUUCCUUCAUCCGAAAAUGUCAUGACAUUCGGUAGUCUUAGGAACAGUAAUAGUAGUAUGGACUUCAACAAUCCUGAUCCACAGAUGGUUGGUGCUGUAGCGCGUCACUUGGUGAAAAAUUCUAACGAUUUGCAGUUACAAGGAGGCGAUAUGACACGAGAUUUAUACAAGUGGACUAAUGAGCAUCCUACCACGCCGUUACAGAGAUCGAAUCAAAACGUACCUUCAUCGCCUGUAAGGAAUGGGAAUAAUGAUUUUAGGAGAAGGAGAUCGAUGAGUUUUUCCGCUUUGUCAAUAAAUUCAGCUACUCUGAAUAAUUUAGUGAAUCCGGAACUCAAUAUUCCAAAUGAUAUGCCCACUGUAAUGAUGACACAUGAUGAAAUUAGAGCUCCAGGGGGGUUUAGGAGGUCUUUCAUAAUACAUAAACAUAGAAAGAGGAAAGAACUUCCGCCUAAUUUCAUCACUAGGAAUUUUAUCGAGUUUUUAACUUUGUAUGGUCAUUUCGCCGGUGAAGAUUUGGCAGAUUCUGAAGUCGAGGAAGAAGAAGAAUACGAUGAAGAAGAGGCUAUAGAGACAGAGACAGAGGCAUCGCUGCUAUUGACGAGGACCCCGUCAAUUUCGAGCAUUCGAGCAGCGCACAAAACUUCGACUUUCAAGGCCGUGUUACUUUUGCUUAAAUCAUUCGUGGGUACGGGUGUCUUAUUUUUACCAAAGGCUUUCAGUAAUGGUGGUUGGGGUUUUAGUUCUCUCUGUCUUCUAAUGUGUGCAGUACUCUCGUAUUAUUGCUUCAUACUUUUGAUCAUAACAAAAGAUAAAGUUGGCGUAGCCGGGUAUGGUGACAUGGGUGAAGUUUUAUAUGGCUCAAAGAUGAAGUUAGCGAUCUUGGCGUCGAUUGCCUUGUCCCAGAUCGGUUUCUCUGCCGCAUACACCGUAUUUACAGCAACAAACUUACAAGUAUUUUGCCAAGGCGCUUUAAAUUUGCCUGAUGGUAGUCUAGGUCUGGGUAUCUUCAUCGUCUUACAAGCUUUGAUUUUCAUUCCAUUGUCAUUAACGAGAAAUAUCGCAAAAUUGAGUGUGACUGCUCUUCUUGCAGAUCUUUUUAUUUUGUUGGGGUUGAUUUAUGUUUAUUACUAUGCCAUAUACUACGUUGCAAAAAAUUCUAUUGCAACAGCUACAAUGGUAUGGUUUAAUAAUUCAGACUGGUCACUUUUCAUCGGUACAGCAAUAUUCACAUUUGAAGGUAUCGGUCUUUUAAUCCCUAUUCAAGAAUCAAUGAGACAUCCAGAAAAAUUCCAGUCGUCAUUAUUUGGUGUUAUGUGUAUUGUAUCCGUGGUUUUCAUCUCAUGUGGUCUAUUAUGUUACUCUGCAUUUGGUUCAAACGUUCAAACAGUCGUUUUAUUGAACUUCCCGCAAGAUAGUCCCUACACACUGCUUGUGCAGCUAUUUUAUUCAAUGGCUAUCCUACUGUCAACACCUUUACAGCUCUUCCCUGCAAUUAGAAUCUUGGAACACUGGACAUUUCCAUCGAAUGCAUCAGGGAAAUACAAUCCCAAAAUUAAGUGGAGAAAGAACUAUUUCCGUUGUAUAAUUGUAGUUUUAACAUCUGUACUUGCAUGGGUUGGUGCUAGCAAUUUGGACAAGUUUGUAUCGCUGGUGGGGUCACUCGCUUGUAUACCAUUGAUUUAUAUUCAUCCCCCACUACUCCAUUUCAAAGCUUUCAAAGAUGACCAGGAUACAAGAUAUUGGAGCUUAAUAUGUGAUAUUCUGCUCCUAGCUUUUGGUGUGGGAGUUAUGACCUAUACUUCAGUACAGACAUUAUUUGUCUGA
This is a messenger RNA of Kazachstania africana CBS 2517, 1941 nucleotides long. It is a transcript of the gene AVT3, whose product is annotated as Avt3p. Gene Ontology annotation, biological process: amino acid transmembrane transport. The record is from RefSeq and is a predicted model, not a curated record. NCBI's taxonomy places the organism in Eukaryota, Fungi, Ascomycota, Saccharomycetes, Saccharomycetales, Saccharomycetaceae. The coding region runs from base 1 to 1941 and encodes 646 amino acids. The transcript has a single exon. Gene Ontology annotation, molecular function: amino acid transmembrane transporter activity.